UUGCCCCCACUCAGAUGGGAAAAUGAGGAUCAGAGCACUCCAAGGCUGCACGAGAAAUCUGCAGCAGAGCUGGAGAUCCUGCUCAGAUCUCAGUCCUGAGCCAGCAGCUCAACCACCAGCCCUUCCUGCCCUCUGGUCGUGCUUUUAUUCCUGUUGUCAGUUCAACAGAAGGGUUGUACCACACGAGGCUCCUCAGCUGAGGAGUUUAUAGUGCAAUUCAGUUGUCCUGGGGACAUGCUGGAGGGAUGGAGACUUCCUGAGCUGCUCUGCAAGGAGACCUGGUUGGAAAAUCAGGUUUAAGACCUUCUGGAAGAGAUGAACAAAGACUUCCCCAGCUGAGCUAUUCCAGAGGCUCCUGAGCUGCCUCUGUGGGUAGUGAGUCAACAAAUGGUCUCUGUGAGCUGCCAGGAGCUGCUGCCCUCCUUGACCAGCCUCGAGAGCUUGACCAGUGCUCUGCAGUGCAGGAUGCCACCGUCCCUUCUGCCAGGACAUGGCAGUGAGAGGACAUCUGGCCCCCCAGAGGGCUUUGGCCACCUCCUGGCAGGCAGCACUAGCCCCGCUGAAGGCGUCCUGCUGUCCAAGGGGGAACAGCCCAAAGCCCAGCUCGCCGUCUGCGAGGCUCAGCUCAGGCUGCCCGACUUCUGCAGCAGCCUCUCCCAGGACUUCAUCCCCACCCUGGAGGAGAUCGAGGAGUUCCUGAGGGAGAAGGCAGAGUUCCUCAGAGAUGAAGGAGGAGGGAGGGACAGCAAGCCCGAGGUCAGCUCGGGUGGCUCUGGGGAACAGCCCGUCUCCGGUGUGCAGGGAGAUGCCUCAAGCACUGCUCAGCCUGGAGGGACAGCUGAUGGUGGGGACGGGGCAGUGGCUGCUGGGAGCAUCCCUGUUGUCCUCCAAAUCCAGCCUCUCCAGAUGGACAGCCACCCACAGGGUGUCAGGGUGGCCCAGCUGGUCAUCAGCCUGCAGGGCCCAAACCUCCCCCUCCUCCCUCCGCUCCAGCCCCCUGUGACCACCGUGGACCAAAAAUACGUCAGGAUUGCCCCCCUGCCAGUCCCCACGAGGCCUGGGGCUCUGGGGGAUGUGCAGGAGGUGGAGGCAGCCCCCGGGCACCAGCAGGGUCCCCCUGCCCUCUCCCGGAUCCACAAGUGCUCCCACCCGGGCUGUGACAAGGUGUAUUCCAAGAGCUCCCACCUGAAGGCUCAUUUCCGUCGGCACACCGGGGAGAAACCCUACACCUGUGCCUGGCCCAACUGUGGCUGGAGGUUCUCCCGGUCGGACGAGCUCUCCCGUCACAAGCGCUCCCACUCCGGGGUGAAGCCCUACCAAUGUGCUGCCUGUGAGAAGAGGUUUGCCCGCAGUGACCAUUUAGCCAAACACCUGAAGAUCCACCGGGGCCAGCCCUGCAGCCCACGGACACCUCAGGGGGGCAGCAGGAGGUAAUUCCUGCUGCUCCUCCCUGCCAGGAGGCCCCAGAGCCGAGCAAACAGUGCAGAAACCACCAAGGAAGAGGGGGAAAUGACUCUUUGCCAAAUGAUAGGAGAGGCUGUGUUAGCCCUCUGUUCAAGGAUGACAAUGGUCAUGGCCUGUCUCUGGUACUUCUGUCCUUCUCUGAAAUACAUGUGAUGGAAAGUGGAGUUAACCUGGGGUGAGAGAGUGUGGGGGGGGGAAGUGGGGUUGGGGUGAGACAGCUUGGCAAGAUUUGCACACCUUGAGAGACAGAGCAGAGAAUGUCCAGCCCAGGGGAGCUUUGGAUGUCCCAUCCCUGGAAGUGUUCA
This is a messenger RNA of Manacus vitellinus (golden-collared manakin), 1769 nucleotides long. Its product is annotated as Krueppel-like factor 15. Gene Ontology annotation, molecular function: DNA-binding transcription factor activity, RNA polymerase II-specific; RNA polymerase II cis-regulatory region sequence-specific DNA binding. Gene Ontology annotation, biological process: regulation of transcription by RNA polymerase II. The record is from RefSeq and is a predicted model, not a curated record. The coding region runs from base 388 to 1434 and encodes 348 amino acids. The transcript has 3 exons. NCBI's taxonomy places the organism in Eukaryota, Metazoa, Chordata, Aves, Passeriformes, Pipridae.